Ornithorhynchus anatinus (platypus) is the source of this 6069-nucleotide messenger RNA. RefSeq names its product CCR4-NOT transcription complex subunit 6 (gene CNOT6). Gene Ontology annotation, molecular function: poly(A)-specific ribonuclease activity; protein binding. The record is from RefSeq and is a predicted model, not a curated record. Bases 367 to 2040 code for a protein of 557 amino acids. NCBI's taxonomy places the organism in Eukaryota, Metazoa, Chordata, Mammalia, Monotremata, Ornithorhynchidae. Gene Ontology annotation, biological process: nuclear-transcribed mRNA poly(A) tail shortening. Gene Ontology annotation, cellular component: nucleus; CCR4-NOT complex; cytoplasm. The transcript is spliced from 13 exons.
AGCAGCAGCAGCACCCCCGCCAGCAGCACUAGCUGCAGCAGCAGCAGCAAGGGAGCAGCGGGCGCAGCAGCCCCGCUCCGCUCCUGACGGUCCAGUGGCGGCGGCGGCCCUGGUGGGAGACAAAGAGCGAAGAAAGAAGGCGGCGACGGCGGCGGCGCUGCAGCAGCGGGGGGGGACUGGUAUGGUGGUUUCACAGGUAGAGCCCCGCUGCACUCACUGGGAGGCGGAGGAGGGCGGCCAACCCCGAAAGAAGGCAGAGUGGGAACCGGAAGGCACCUUGAAGAGCCAUGCAGGGCCUUGGCAGACAGGAUUCCCAGAAUCCUCUCCCCUCAAUGUACCAGCUGGACGGACACCUGCUUAGUGGGCAUGCCCAAAGAAAAGUACGGCCCUCCAGACCCUCGGAGGAUGUACACAAUUAUGUCCACAGAAGAAGCAGCCAAUGGCAAGAAAUCUCACUGGGCAGAGCUGGAGAUCAGCGGAAAAGUCAGAAGCUUAAGUGCAUCCCUGUGGUCACUGACCCACCUGACAGCUUUGCAUCUCAGCGACAAUUCCCUGUCCCGAAUCCCUUCAGACAUUGCCAAGCUUCACAACCUGGUGUAUCUGGACCUGUCCUCUAAUAAAAUCCGCAGUUUACCAGCUGAGCUCGGAAGCAUGGUGUCACUCAGGGAACUCCAUUUAAAUAACAACCUGUUACGAGUUCUACCUUUUGAGCUGGGGAAACUGUUUCAGUUGCAGACCUUAGGUCUAAAAGGAAAUCCACUUUCGCAAGAUAUAUUGAACCUUCAUCAGGAACCAGAUGGAACAAGAAGGCUACUGAAUUAUUUGCUUGAUAAUUUGGCAGGUACUGCAAAAAGAAUUUCGACAGAACAGCCACCUCCACGAUCUUGGAUUAUGUUACAAGAGCCAGACAGAACGAGGCCAACUGCCUUGUUUUCAGUCAUGUGCUACAACGUUCUCUGUGACAAGUAUGCGACCAGGCAGCUCUAUGGCUACUGCCCAUCCUGGGCCUUGAAUUGGGACUAUCGAAAAAAGGCCAUCAUGCAGGAAAUCUUGAGCUGGAAUGCUGACAUCAUAAGCCUCCAGGAGGUUGAAACUGAACAGUAUUACAGUUUUUUUCUGGUAGAGCUGAAGGAACGUGGAUAUAAUGGAUUCUUUAGUCCAAAAUCUAGAGCCCGGACAAUGUCAGAACAGGAAAGGAAGCAUGUCGACGGUUGUGCAAUAUUCUUCAAAAUAGAAAAAUUCACUCUGGUUCAGAAACACACUGUUGAAUUCAAUCAGCUAGCUAUGGCGAAUUCAGAAGGGUCCGAAGCUAUGCUGAACAGAGUCAUGACGAAAGAUAACAUCGGCGUGGCAGUGCUGCUAGAACUGCGGAAGGAACUGAUUGAAAUGUCAUCCGGUAAGCCCCAGCUUGGCACGGAAAAGCAGCUUAUCCUUGUGGCUAAUGCCCACAUGCACUGGGACCCCGAGUAUUCGGACGUGAAGCUGGUUCAGACGAUGAUGUUCCUCUCCGAGGUCAAGAACAUUAUCGACAAAGCCUCUCGCGGCCUGAAAUCCGGCAGUCUCGGGGAGCUGGGGACCAUCCCUCUCGUCUUGUGCGCGGAUCUCAACUCCCUGCCCGACUCGGGUGUGGUGGAAUACUUGAGCACCGGGGGCGUGGAAACAAACCACAAAGAUUUUAAAGAACUGCGAUACAACGAAAGUCUCACCAACUUCAGCUGCAAUGGGAAAAAUGGAACGACGAACGGCCGAAUCACCCAUGGUUUCAAGUUGAAGAGUGCCUACGAGAAUGGCCUGAUGCCUUACACCAAUUAUACGUUUGAUUUCAAGGGUAUAAUUGAUUACAUCUUCUACUCUAAACCUCAGCUGAAUAUUUUGGGCAUUCUCGGGCCCCUGGACCCCCAUUGGCUAAUGGAGAACAAUGUUAGCGGCUGCCCGCACCCCCUCAUCCCUUCCGACCACUUCUCCCUUUUUGCACAACUGGAGCUUUUGCUGCCUUUCCUGCCCUCGGUGAACGGACUCCACCUUCCGAGCAGGAGGUAGUCAAGCAAGUUCAGAGGGCGACCUCGAGGAAAGGAAUUGUACAAUAUCCCAGGUCUGAGAGGAGCGAGGUACGGCCAACCCCGGGGGUGGUUUUGGGUUUGGUUUUUUCUCUUUUCUCGGUCUUCGUUUUCGAGCGGACGACCUGACCGACGAGCCCAGCAAAAGCCAGGUGCUAUCAACAGACACACCUUUCUGAGCCCGACACGUUUUUCUACCUUACCGUUCAGACAGGGGAGGGUGCGUUGGCAGUUCUCUUGACUUGGCCACAACUUACCUUCCUGUUUCUCCUCUUCAGGCCUUGAAAUAGGGACCCCUUUCACCCGCCUCUCCUCUUUGCACAGGAACCUGUAGCAUGACUUUUUUUGGAGGCCAGUAGUAAGAGCCAGAGAUCACCCUUUCGCGUUACUUCACUCCCUCCUUUUUUCAGAGUUGUUUGUAAAAUAGAGAAUUUGAAUUUAGCCUUUAUCGAUUGUAUAUGAACCACAGAAGACCCAAUUUAUGAAAAUUUUGUACUUUGGAAAAAAAAAGAUCCGAUUUGGGAAUGAUUGUAUUGUAAACUAAGGCUAAAUUUUUUUUUUAAAUCUGUUUCAUGUGUUAUAAAAGGCCAUCUUAUAAAAGAAGUUGCCACAGGCUUUCUCUGCUAACAAUUUGCACUGUUGGGCUUUUGUGAGCCCCCUCGUACCACUUUAUUUUAAACUUGAGAACACCGCUUUUUCCAUCUAAAUCUGUCUUGAGCUCGAGACCUCAGCUCUGACGAGUGAGCCAUUUCCCCCACCCCCUUCCCGUGCACGGCGGAAGUUAUCGCGAAAGCACGUGGCUGAAUGGGUGAAAAGCUGAGUAGGCCUCUCUGAAAAAGUCAGGGGUGGACAGGUGGACCUCCUCAGACUUUCAGACCUUCAACCAUUCGGCUGAACAUUGUGGGAGACCCGGGUUCCAUCUCUAGCUUUAAAUACCUUCCAACCUACAUCCACUGUGCCUGCCUCAAUUUGUUCUCAACUCGCACUGCCUGUGCAUGCAGAGAAACUCUGUGCAUCCUCUUUUCUGUUCGUUUUUUUAAAAUACUGUUGAGACAGUUGUGAAACUUUUAUGAAGAUGCUUUUUUUUGUGUAAACCGUGGCAUUUCUUUUCCUUCGGGAAGCAUCGAAACAUCCCAGUUUUGAACCGGUCCCGAUGGUGGCCGCCAAGCCCCCGUCCCCGGGACCACAUUUUCACUAAAGAAACAUGAUGCCCACGAAUCCUUUCUGGUUCCGGGUGUCCCUCUGUCUCUGAGGUGAAGGAGGGGCCGGGGCGGGGAGCAUCUUUAUCUGAACAGAUGUCACGUUUUUCGGUUUUAUUGAAGCAGUGGAAAUUAGGGGCCUAUUCCAGACAGAUCCCCAAAACCAUCCUUCAGAUGGUUUUAAAGUGACCAAGUCCAAUUUUAAAGUGUCAAGUAAGACGAAGAUAUUAGACCCUCUCCUCCCCGCCACCGCAUUUUGCUCCUAGUGCCAUUAGAUGAGCGCCGCAAAGCCAAAUUUUAAAAGGACUCAUAGAAGUUUCCUUGCAUAUUCUCUCCUCCUCCCAGAGCCCGAAUCUUCGUUCGUCCAAAAUCAAUCAAAUGAGCUCAGAGAAUGUUGGGUCCAAACUGCUUUUGUUUCAACUGCAGGCAGGGGAACAAAAGGGCCCACAUCGCCUGAUCAUGAAGUGGGGAAUUUGUGGAAUUUCACAGACCCUUUUUUAAAGACAGUCAUCCCCAAAUGACGAGUUGAAAUUUUACGGCAAAACUUCCUUGCACUUCAGUGUACAUAAGCCGUUCUCUUUUAAGAUGAAAAUAAAAUGAAAUACUGAUGAAAUCCCUAAGGGUACGUUUUAGCUUUCACCAGAAGUUUUGUUCUUGAACCCUUGUCUGGGACCUGGUUUUUUGUGGGUUGUUUUUGUUUUGGUUAUUUUUAAUUAUCAUUUCUAGUUGUGCAAGCACCAAACAUGUCCAAUUUAUAAUCAACUCAUUGAAAUGCUGGUAGUAGUGAUGUAAUAGAUUCAAAGCGUAGCUAUUUUGGGAUUUUUUGUUUUUUGUUUUUUAUUUUUGUUUGGGUUUUUUUUUGUAAAGUGUGAAUAAAAGGUGUUUACUCAUGUUUCCUGAAGAAUGUGUUGUUAUAAAUGUGCAUCAUGACAAUGUCCAGUAGUGAUGAGUCAGCCUGGCUCAUCAGACUUGAGUGAACUAUUUUUCUGAUGAUCUGGAUUAUGAACUUAGAGGUCCGCAGAGCUUUACGGAAGGGGAGGGGGAAGCACUUAAUUCUUUUUGUAUCAGUCAGAGGGGAACGUCUCACUCUACUGGGUGCCGGACCUUAUGUGCACUAGUUAGGGCAUAAAAGGUUUGAGCUUUACACAAUAGAUUUUCACCUGUAUCUGUCACUGUCCUAAAUCUGUGGCAGCCUAGUGGAAAUGGUUUGACCUCUGGGCCUUGGUCCUUGUUUCUGUGUAGACCGAACCACGUCGCCGUUGCUUCACGGACCCCCCUCGGUGUGGCUUCCCCCACCCCUUAGGGACACGGUGACUCGCAACAGUAGAUGAUCGGUCAGCAGCCAGGAAUUCAAGAUGGGGAGAGGUUUCUUGUACCUCUAGGGGAGGGACAGACUCCCCCCACCCUCUAGGGGAAGGACAGACCCUCUCUCCAUCCCCCCCACACACAUACCCUCCCCCCAAACUGAACUAAGAUAGAUACUUUGUCGAGAGAGUUUGUGUUAAAAAAUAUAUUUUCCGGUGUCCCGCGUCAAACACAGCAAAUCCCAAUUUCCAGAGAGCCGUACUUAAAUAGAAAUGCAAUAAAAACCAUCUCUCUUCCCAGAAUGCAGUCACCGCACCUCCCACCCCCCCCUAAAAAAUUCUGUAACGUAAAAUGGUUAUUUACGAUAUUCUCUUAUUAAAAAAGUCUAUUUAAUGUGGUUUUGGUGUUGCCAAUAACGCACCUUCAGUGUUCCUAGAGAAUAAGCACGACUUCUAAGUGUUCCUCUCAGCAUUUGGGGGUUAGACCUUUCUGUUAAAACAAAGAUCAAAUGUCUUGGGCCUCUGGAUUGAUUCUGUAUUGCAGAAUCCCUUAGAAGUACAGUCUGCCAUGGUAGCAGGAAUCACUCCUGCUCUAAGAAAAUGGCAUUGAUCUAAAUUUGGGGCAAAGUCUGGACUGAGGCUGUGGAAAUGAAGACGAUUUUGAAACCUGGAUUGCGCCUUUUAAUCAAAAUAAUGGAAAGGAAGGCAAGGAAGAUCGGGGGGGGGGGGGUGUAUGUCAUUGUUAGGCCCUAUUUUGUAACAGUUAGUAAACUGUAAAAAUUAAACGAAACAACCCUCUUUGAUGGACAGCCAUGGUUGGUUGGAAUGGAAUUUGUCUUUUCUAAAAAGUGAAUUUUGUCCCAACUUUUUUUUUUAAUUCCUCUGAGGUGAAACCUUUGGAGAGGAAUUGAAGGUUCAGGUUUCCUUUUUAGCUAGGUAAGGCAAAGAGGUCCAGCCAAGACAUAUUUAACAAUGACGACGACAACGAUCGUCUCAAGCAACCGAACUGUACACCGAAGCGUUUCACCGGUGACUCAAAAUUAUACUGAAAACCGUUUAGGUAGUAAGCUUUGGUCACCCCUCCUGAAAACAGUAUUUUACCCCAUGUUAACUCUGCUAGUCUUUUUUCGGUUACGUAAAUUUUAAUGUCUUGGUAUGUUCCAGUAGUGUCUAAAAUAGUCUCUAGUGUUUAUCCACCAUACUUCUGUAUCAUUUGUAAUGCACUGGGUUAACUCUUGUUUACCAUUCAUGUAACAAAAAACCAGCACAUUAUCUGCACUAAAGCUCAAAGAAUGUUGCAUUUGUCUAGGCAGCUCUUCAAUAAGAUUAUUGGGAAACUGAUUAUGGUCUGGAGGUAAACAAGGGCUUUUACUGUUCUCUUCAGUGGGACUUUUUCUCCUUGGUCAAAUUUUAACUAGCUAGUAUUAUAUUUAUAUACAGGGUCUUCUUUUUUCUUUACCAAUGUAUUUUCCUACUCAUAGCUGACCAAUAAAUUCAAUAUCUGUUUCA